Pistacia vera is the source of this 1234-nucleotide messenger RNA. RefSeq names its product GDSL esterase/lipase At3g62280. The record is from RefSeq and is a predicted model, not a curated record. The transcript has 5 exons. Lineage: Eukaryota; Viridiplantae; Streptophyta; Magnoliopsida; Sapindales; Anacardiaceae. Gene Ontology annotation, molecular function: hydrolase activity, acting on ester bonds. Bases 21 to 1115 code for a protein of 364 amino acids.
GACUACAGAAAGCAGAGAAAAUGGAGGGCGGAAAAUUUUCUCUAUAUUUGAUAUUUAUGGCAUGGACAUUUGGUAUGUCUACUAUCUCAAAAUCUAGCCAGGCUACGCCCAUUCUCAUUAAUUUUGGGGACUCAAAUUCUGACACAGGAGGAGUACUUGCUGGCACCGGACUUCCCAUCGGCCUUCCUCAUGGCAUUACAUUUUUUCAGAGAGGCACAGGCCGUUUAGGUGAUAGGCGGCUUGUGAUUGACUUUUUCUGUGAGCACUUAAACUUAAGUUACUUGAGCCCAUAUUUGGACUCAUUGGCUCCAAAUUUCAGUGGUGGGGUAAACUUCGCAGUAAGUGGAGCGACCACUCUUCCACAAUUUGUCCCGUUUGCACUAGAUGUUCAAGUUCGCCAAUUCAUUCGCUUCAAAAAACGCUCACUUGAACUCCUUUCAAUUGGUGAAUCAGGUAACUUCAUCAAUGAAGAGGGGUUCUGUAAUGCACUUUACAUGAUUGACAUUGGACAGAAUGAUCUCUUGAUCGCCUUAUAUGCAUCAAACUUAACCUAUGGGCCAGUUGCUGACAAAAUCCCUUCUUUUCUUGCUGAAAUCAAGUUAGCUAUCCAGAACAUAUAUUUAAAUGGUGGCAGAAACUUUUGGAUACACAACACUGGUCCAUUGGGGUGUGCACCCAAAGAACUUGCAUUACAUCCGCAUAAUAACAGUGACCUUGAUGGCAUUGGAUGCCUUGGCGUUCAUAACCAUGUUGCCAAAGCCUUUAAUAAAGGACUACUUAAUAUCUGUAAAGAAAUGAGAUCAGUUCUUAAGGAUGCCACUGUCUUCUAUGUAGACAUAUACAAGAUCAAGUACAACCUGUUUGCUAAGUACAAAAAAUAUGGUUUUGAGAAUCCAUUUAUGGCUUGUUGCGGAUAUGGCGGGCCUCCGAAUAAUUACAAUGUAAAAGCAACGUGCGGCCAGCCUGGUUACAACAUUUGCGGAAAUGUAUCGAGUUCCAUUAUUUGGGAUGGAGUUCACUACACUGAAGCUUCCGAUCGUAUUGUUGCUUCGAGUAUUUUAUCUGGUCAAUAUUCUACGCCUCGAGUAAAGCUUGAGAAUUUCUGGGAGACCUGAUAUUGAAGAGCAGCAAUACAGGCUAGAAAUAUUGUGGUGAAAGAAAAUAUAUUUAUCAACCAUUAUAUUCACUAUAUAUAUGAGAAGAAAGAAUUUUAUUAUAUGAUGAUCAGGUUCUU